Messenger RNA from Mytilus californianus (California mussel), 1436 nucleotides. Its product is annotated as bifunctional peptidase and arginyl-hydroxylase JMJD5-like. Lineage: Eukaryota; Metazoa; Mollusca; Bivalvia; Mytilida; Mytilidae. Gene Ontology annotation, cellular component: nucleus. The transcript is spliced from 2 exons. Bases 92 to 1417 code for a protein of 441 amino acids. Gene Ontology annotation, molecular function: histone H3K36 demethylase activity. The record is from RefSeq and is a predicted model, not a curated record.
CUCAUGUCAAUCUUCUCCCAAUAAAUAUAAAUUAUUAAAGUUUUCAGUGAUUAACUACUAACGAGGCAGUUCACAUCAGUUCACACGAUAUAUGAUUAUUUUUAAAGAUAUGGAUGAACUAAAGAUACGAAUUUUAAAGCACCUACCAGAUACGGCAAACGGUAUAGCUGUUUCCAUAGAGUUAAUAGACGAUUUACCGUCUUCAUAUUUAUAUCUUCAAAAAUCAUGUUGUGAAAAUUUUUAUGCUGGGGAUUAUAGUGAAUGUAUUGACAAAUCCAAACCAUUGUUAGAUUAUCUGUGGGAAAAGUUGAAUACUGGGAAUUGGAAAGAUGUUGAUAUAACAUGGCGAGAAGCAUACUAUUUGGUAUCAACCAUGAAAGGGAGUAGCCAAGCUAUAUUGGCUACUGAUAGCAGAGCUGUAGAGCGGAAUACUCAUAGCAUUGCAGAUGCUAUCAAAACAUUUGACAUGGGUUUAUUGAUGGGAGCACCAAUCAUGAACAAUGUUUUAACAAAACUUGUUCAAGAUGUACACACUUGUUUAGAGAAAAUUGACGUCAGUGAUAGAAAAAUAGAACUUGCCAACAAAUGCAUUGAUAACGAUAAAAGUGUUCAGAAUGACGUGGGUCAGUCACUAAAUAAAAAAUUGAGAACGGAUAGUGAAAUAGAUCAAGAGAUAGAAGAGGAAAUUAAAAUCCAAAUUGAUAAAAAUAAAGAAAUAAAACGAAUUAAUUGUCCAUCGCUUGAAUAUUUUAGUGCUACUUUUAAAGAUGAAGGAACUCCAGUUAUAAUAACAAAUGCUAUUAAUCACUGGCCAGCAAUGAGUACAAGGCAAUGGUCGUUAGAUUAUAUAAGGUUAAAAGCAGGGUUCCGAACUGUUCCAAUUGAAAUUGGUUCAAAAUAUACAGAAGACAAUUGGACACAGAAGUUAAUGACAAUAAAUGAUUUUAUUGACAGAUUUAUAUUGGGUUCUCAGAAUCAAACUGGAUACCUUGCUCAACAUCAACUGUUCGACCAAGUACCAGAACUCCGUAACGACAUUUCAAUACCAGACUACUGUUGCCUAGGUAACUCAGAAGAUGUUGAUAUCAAUGCUUGGUUUGGACCUAAGGGAACGGUGUCACCUUUACAUCAUGACCCGAAACAUAAUUUUCUUGUGCAGGUUGUAGGUUCUAAAUAUAUACGAAUCUAUUCACCAACAGAGAAUAGUAAGUUAUACCCUCAUGAUACGUUUUUGCUUGAAAAUACAAGUCAAGUCGAUGCAGAGAACCCUGAUGAAGUAAAGUUUCCAUUAUUCAAUGACGCAUUAUAUUCUGAGGCAAUUUUGAGACCAGGUGAAAUGUUGUACAUACCUCCCAAAUACUGGCAUUUCAUAAAGUCAUUAUACAUAAGUUUUUCCGUAAGCUUUUGGUGGGAAUAAAAGUUAUUUACUAAUUUAA